Molecule: messenger RNA, 1114 nt
Organism: Suillus subalutaceus
Lineage: Eukaryota; Fungi; Basidiomycota; Agaricomycetes; Boletales; Suillaceae
Exons: 7
Coding region: 92-1048 (318 amino acids)
Source: RefSeq, a predicted model, not a curated record
AAAAGCUUUAGAUCCAAACAAACAAACAAACAUUAUUAUUUGAAGACUCCCACCGUGACUAGAUUCAACCCCACGGGUACUGACAAUCAACAUGAGAACGGCCCGUGGAAGUGCCAAGGGCCGCACGCGGGGGCAACCACAUGCUCGUGGAAGGGUGAACACAUCUUUUCAAGUUAGAGAUUCAAAAGCAGGUGCCACGCCUCACAUGCAAAUGGAACACAUUGCAUCAGUUAGCCGAAGUAGCGGGCUCGAACAAGGCGGGGAUGCCUUGAAGGAUUCCAAGGUGCAAGAGCAGUACAGAGUGUUCGUGGGUGAGAAGCUGCACAAGUUCUGGACAGAGAAACAGACAAAGAAUGGACAGGAGAACAUCUUAAUUUUGUUUCGAAAGCUUAGAGAAGGAAUCUUCGCGUCCAAGCGGAGUGAUGCCUUUGCAAUCGAAGUGUACGAAAUCUCUCUUUGCCUCUCCGCGCUAUUCGACUCUCCAAUCCAGACAUCUUCUAUUCUCUCUCACCUCCUCCCCGAACUCUACACCUCUGCAUCAAUCCAGCCUCCGAUCAGCUCCGUGCUGAUAUCUCUCCUCCACCACCUGAUCGCAGGAUAUCCAUCGCAAAAAACCUACUUCGAACAUCUUUCAUGCCUCUCGCCCAACGAAGCAUAUGCAUGGAUAUCAAAUCUAGCAACGAGUCUCCGCACCCUUAACUAUAUCAGGGUUGAAGCGCUUUCGCGGCACGAUGUAUACAGGCAUAUCCUUUCUGUUUCCAAGUCAUCUGACGAGACAAACGAUGAACUGGUCCGUCUAUCACAAGAUGCAGUGCACGCGCUCGUGGAACGGCUGAGAAGCAAAGCGAGGGAUAAGGCGUGGGUGGUGCUGCGCAGUGCAUAUCGGGAGCUAUCAGCCUCAGAAGAGACCCAGACUUGGAUGACCAAAUGCCUUACUGCUUUCAACCGAGCAGACGUCCGAGAGUGGAUGAAUGAGCGGUGCCGAGACGGUCACCUUCGGCCGAAGGAAGGGACAGUAGGAAGAUGGAUUGUAUGCAAGGUCAGAUAACUGCUACUACUCAUGUUAAUGUUAAUCUAGUGUACGAUAGAAUGGUUAUGAUGACUUUUGACCUCA